AUGAGCCAAUUUGCCUCUCAGAUGCCUAACAGACAAUUCCUUUGGGAUGUCUUUCAAAGGGUUGAUAGAGAUAGGAGUGGAUUCAUUAACGCCGACGAACUUGGAUCCGCCCUUUCUAACGGAACCUGGAGUCCCUUUAAUCCAGAAACUGUCAGAUUAAUGAUUGGUAUGUUCGAUAGAAAUAAUAGAGGCCAGGUCAGUUUCGAAGAUUUCGGAGCUCUUUGGAAGUACGUAACAGACUGGCAAAACUGCUUCAGGUCUUUCGAUAGGGACAAUUCAGGCAACAUAGAUAAAGAAGAAUUGAAAACAGCACUUGUGUCAUUCGGUUAUAGACUCUCUGAUAGUUUAAUUAAUAUUCUUCUUAGGAAGUUUGACAGACAUGGUCACGGGACAAUACUGUUUGAUGAUUUUAUUCAAUGCUGCAUUGUAUUAUAUACACUCACAUCUUCCUUCCGCCAGUACGAUACUGAUCAAGAUGGCUACAUAACAAUCCACUACGAGCAGUUCUUAACUAUGGUAUUCAGUUUAAAAGUUUAA
Messenger RNA from Diabrotica balteata, 537 nucleotides. Lineage: Eukaryota; Metazoa; Arthropoda; Insecta; Coleoptera; Chrysomelidae. The record is from the annotation of a GenBank genome assembly.